AUAAUAAAUUGACACAAUUCUUAAAUGCCUUUUUAAUUAACGUAAGUAGAAUUUUACAGUUUUAUUGUAGUGCCAGUCUUUAUUUUUAUAUAUAAGGCAAUAUACGUCCAUAUGUGCACCAGAGUAACAAAAUAUAGACAACAUGAAGGUGUAUCUUCUAGCCGUACUGUGUUUGGUUGGGUUUGCUACGUCCUUCCCAACUGCUUUGCCUGAGCAGGAAGACGUAGCCGAUUUACAACCUGAAUUACAGAAAGAAGAAAAGAAAGAAGAGGAGAUAGAUGAAGUAUUACCUUAUAGUUUUUUGGUUCUUUUGGCAUUGCCAGAGAAUCAUUUAAGUGAAGCUGAUCUCGCGAAACUGAUCGAACUGAAGCAAGAACUUGACUCCAAGACUAGUGAUGAUAGUAAUGCUACAGGAAAACAGUUGAACUUUCCGAUAACUCUACCUCCUUUUAUAACUAACAUUAGUAACUCAUUAGGAAGUUAUAUUCCAACAUUUCUGUUGCCAAAUAAUUGGCCAAUUAUCUCAUCUAUUUUAAACCGUCCCUCUCGGGCUCUUUUCCACCCACUUCAACAAUAACAGCAUUAGAAAGUAUGGUCAUUCGGUAUUGUAAUGUAUACAUUCUACACUUCUUGAACACAUAACUUGAGAUUGUAGACAAUGGCCACUUUUGUUCGCCUCAGUUUUGACGUACUGGUGACAUAUCUAUUUAAGUUGUAUAAACAGUAUCUUUGGGUAUGCGGUAUAUUUUGUCUAAAAAGUAAUUUUGAAUAAAAGUUUAAUUUGGUACAAUUAAUUUCUUUCAUUUUAAUAUAUUUUUUUGGAAUUUCAUUUAUUACCUUGUGUGUGUAAACUAAAGUAUAGUCGGAUGCAAUCUUUAUGAUGUUUCCGAUCAUCGUGCGUUAAGCUGCACAAUAUAAAAUUUAAGGUGUCCGCGGUAACGUAGGUGGGCGGCGGCAGGGCAAAACUUCGCGCCUCCCAUCCAUCCGCCGUCGACCUACGUCUUAACUUUAUGUACUCAGACCAAUUAGACCAAUUACCUUCUAUUAGAAUUAUAUCGCACUCAAAUUCACCAACAAAAUUAUAUGUCGUUUUAUAAGGGGGACUAGGUAAAGUCACACAUCGAAAAUAUUUAAAUAUUUUCGAUAACACCUAUAAAUAUAACCUGUGUCCUUUACACUACACACAACUAUAUUCAUUGUUCACACAACUGUAAUUUUAUCAUAAAAAAAAAUCGAUUUUAUAGACACAGUUUAUAUGAACACGUUUUUGACAGAGGGAUAACCUCUAGCGAGACUGGUCCUAUUAAAGGUCAUUGGUCAGUGUUUAUGUAUGACCUGCGACUAUCGCAACUCAUUUCGGAGACGUCAUAAAGAUUGCAUCCGACUAUACAUACCGUAAACAGCAUAAACGCAUUGUUAAUUAAAUUAUUUAACAGUGGAGGCGUAUGAGUUACUAACAGACGCCCUUAGUUUCACCCACUAGUUCUCCUUUCCGUGGAUAGCCUAUAUGCCUCCCAAAUAACAUGACUUUCUAUUGCGUUAUUCUCUUACAAAAAAAUUGUAAUGGGAAGUUGGCGGUGUUAAUACAGCCCCGUGCCUCGGAGCACAUAAAGCCGUCGGUCCUGCGCCUGAUCAUUCACCGGUCGUGUCGGUCUGCCGUUCCAUCGGACUAUGAGAGUGAGAGAAAAGAGUGUGCACCUGUAUGUGCACACACACUACUGCACUAUAAUAUCUCCCUAAUAUAAGAUUGGCCGUUGUGGCAGUAAAAAAAAAAAAAAUCGGUUGCGAGCAUUAUUAUUAUUUUUAUUAUAAAGAUUUAUGUUAGUAAAGAUGACAUCGAAACCAGUGUAAGAAAAAACAUUUUCACAGACCAACACACCUGUCCAACAAGUAUCUGUAUUCCUUACUACUAC
Molecule: messenger RNA, 1913 nt
Organism: Bicyclus anynana (squinting bush brown)
Lineage: Eukaryota; Metazoa; Arthropoda; Insecta; Lepidoptera; Nymphalidae
Exons: 2
Coding region: 143-577 (144 amino acids)
Source: RefSeq, a predicted model, not a curated record